Rotaria socialis is the source of this 1590-nucleotide messenger RNA. Lineage: Eukaryota; Metazoa; Rotifera; Eurotatoria; Philodinida; Philodinidae. The record is from the annotation of a GenBank genome assembly.
AUGAUUUUGUAUGUAGUAACAUGGCUCAUUUUAUCACUAUGUUACUGCGUUACCGCUCUUCAACUAGAAUAUUUUCCCGGUACGCAACCUUACCAUCAAACAGGCUCUCGAUUUAAUAAUACCGGUUGGAUAACUACCACCCAAGAUGCAUCGGAAAGAUAUCUUACAUAUGGACCCUAUACAACAGAGUGGAAUACUACAGUGCCGUCACGUGUUGAUUUUUAUCUUGGAGUCGAUAAUGACACAGCUGAUCCAUUGAUUUUAUUAACUGUAGAAGUCAAUGACGCUGAUACGAAUUAUACAUUAACAAGUAGAAAUAUUUCAAGACUUGAUUUUGGUUACAAUAAUAUACAGCCACAAAUAUUUUCUCUAUACUUUUCAAGUGCCAUUGGACAUAGAUUAGAAUUUCGUGUAUUUUAUCAUUGUUGUAGUACGAUCGUUCAUUAUAAAACAACUGUGAAUGAAUUAGAUGGUGGACCAUUAGUUGAUAUCUUCGCAGGACAAGCAGGAUUAGAACUUGUAAGUUCAUCAGUUUUUCCUACUCCUCAUGCUGAUCCAAGUUCUACAGCAAUGUGGAAUGUUGGUACAUAUAUUAAACCAAUCAAUGGUAGAUGGUAUGUUUUCUAUAGAGAAGGUUUCUAUGCACCUACGCCAGACUUUUGCAAUGGUAUCGUUCCAUUAACACGUAUUGCUGUUCGAAAUUCGACAGAUUUUGGUAAAUCAUGGUCAGAACCUGCUGUUGUUGCACUUCCUGGAAAUUCAACAUUCGAUAAUUGUGCAGCACUUGAUGGAGCUCCUUUUUUCGAUAAUGAAACAAGUUCAUGGCAUUAUCUAGCUCAAUGCAUUGGUAAUAACAGGCGUUGGUCUCUUUGCCAUUAUUCGAGACCUGGAGGUGAUCCUAUGUCAGGUCCUUUUACACCAAAUCCACACAAUCCAGUUGUUCAAGGUGGACAACUCUGGAGUAGAAUUUGUUCUGGCACCGGAAAGCAUUGUACACCGAGUAUGUAUGAUGAAGGUACACCGGAGAUCAUUCAAAAAGUAAAUGGUUGGUUUUAUAUUACAUUUCAUGGUUGGGAUGGACCCAAUAAUAAAGCAGCUCGUGGUAUUGCUCGUACUCGUGAUUUUGUUAAUUACGAUGUUACUGGUUAUGAUCUUCCAAAUGAUGCACUAUUUUCUUCUUUGGAUUGUAAUGGAUGGAAUAUUUCAUGGAAUCCAAAAACUUUAUGUGUUGGAGGUGGUGAAGGAAGUAUGGUCAAGUCAGGUGACUACUAUUAUCAUUUGAUUGAAGCUCCUGAUGGUACAUUGAAUUGUGAUGUGACAUUAGGCGAACAGAAUUGGGUUUUGGGUUUAUUGAGAUCACCUACGUUGAGUGCUCGAUCAGGUGAGUGGGAACAAAUACACUACAAUCCUGCUUUCAAACCUGCUAAAAAAUAUGGUUGCGGUUUACAAUAUCAUAGAAUUUUUCGUGAUGGUGAUGAUUUCUUCUUCUCAAUGUUUGUCAUUGAUUUUGGAGUUAACAAUCUAACAAUGAAAGUAUGGAAAGUGGUACCUGGCAAGACUUCUUUUCCAGUUAUUGUUAGUUAUCCAUAA